AUGCCCAUGUAUUCUAUUCUUCUACCUACUUAUAAUGAAAAAGAAAAUCUACCGAUUAUCAUCUGGUUGAUUGACCAAACGAUGACAAAGCAUGAUUACAACUAUGAAGUCAUCAUCAUCGAUGAUGGGUCUCCCGAUGGAACCCUGGAAGUCGCAAGACAACUCCAGAGUAUCUACGGGUCUGAUAAAAUCGUUCUUCGUCCUCGAGAAAAGAAACUCGGACUUGGUACAGCGUAUAUUCACGGGUUGAAGCAUGCUUCCGGCGAAUUUAUCAUAAUCAUGGACGCUGACUUGAGCCAUCAUCCAAAGUUCAUCCCGCAGUUUAUCAAACUCCAGGCGGAAAAAGAUCUCGAUGUCGUAACGGGCACUCGAUAUGUCAAUGGUGGCGGCGUGUAUGGCUGGGAUUUGAAGAGAAAAGUAGUUUCUCGAGGAGCAAACUUGCUCACCCAAAUUCUUCUACGCCCAGGCGUUUCUGAUCUCACAGGUUCCUUCAGACUUUAUAAGAAAGAAGUCUUGGGCACUCUCGUAAAGUCCUGUGUGUCCAAGGGUUAUGUCUUCCAGAUGGAAAUGAUGGUUCGAGCGAGACAAAAUUCCUUCAGCAUCGGAGAAGUGCCGAUCACAUUCGUCGAUCGCUUCUACGGUGAAUCGAAACUAGGCGCAAAUGAAAUUUCUGGCUUCGUCAAAGGCCUCUUGUAUCUGUUUGCCACCACGUGA
Molecule: messenger RNA, 714 nt
Organism: Oikopleura dioica
Lineage: Eukaryota; Metazoa; Chordata; Appendicularia; Copelata; Oikopleuridae
Source: the annotation of a GenBank genome assembly